UGUAUCAUGCAUUUAAUGUGCCUUGUGAUCAAGCGCUUAGAAUUUAAUUUCUCAAUGAAUGUUUCGUUAUAUACUUUUUCGUACAUUUGUUUUUAUACGUUGGUGAAUUUACUUAACUUAUAAAUUUACAUAAACGAUGAGAAAAGCAUAGCUGGCGGGGAGUAGACUUUUAAGAGAAUCGUGGUGGGUCGCGAUUCGAGUUUACAACAACGUUUGACAGGGACGUGGAAUAACGUAGAUGUUAUAGAUAAACGUACAACUAUCAAGAAAAAAACAUUUAAUCUAAUCUAUAAUAGUAUUUUAUUUGGAGAAUAAGUGUAUGAUCAAAGUUCUACUAACUAUUAUUAUCGAGCAAUGUGACCAGCUGAUAGGUAGCGCGCGCGUACGCGCGCGCAAGCUUGCGUGAGAGAGAGAGAGAGAGAGAGAAAGAGAAAGAGAAAGAGAAAGAGAGUUGCGUGUGUGUUGUAUGUCAUCAUUAUAUAUUUUCAUAUAUGUAUUAUACCAUCAUCGUGGUUUUAUGCAUAACCUAAGCUUACAAGGACGAGCUUGAUGCAAGCAAUAGCAUAUCAGUAUUUUUGUUUCGAAAUUGAAAAUAAAUCCGUACAAACGAUGAGAGAUGCGCACCAAGGGACUAUUAUUAUUGCUAAUCUGCAUAGCAGGGAGCAGCAUCGUUUUUAUUGCUUUCAGCAAUCAACGACCUUCCAUACAAACUCUCGUUACAGAAACUCACAAGCAAUUACGGAAUUUUCAGGAAAACUUAAAAGAUGUUGAGGAAAAACGACUGGUGACCGAUUCAAAGUAUUUAGCUUUACUUGGUCUUGAUGGCCAAACAAGUACGACGCCUCUAAGUCUCAAGCCUCAGAAUGUGACAGUAGUAACUCUUAUAAGGCCAGGAAGCGAACAACAUGCCUAUGGCUUUGUUAGAAAUGUCAGUCACUUCUUGCCAAAUAAUAGUAUUGUACUUUAUAGCGUUGGUUUGAACGAAGAGUCUUUCCAAAGUAUCAAGGCUACUUGUAACUCAACAAGGUGUAAUGCGAUUCACUUUGACUUGACUCCAUUUCCAGCUCACGUAGAAGAUGAUAGAUUACACGUUUACAGACCUCUAGUUAUACAAACAGCUUUGAAUACAUUAGGUUGUAUUCUAUAUAUGGAUUCAAAUGUGCGGUUAAAUUCAUCUGACAUUUCAAAAUAUCUCUUUCCAAAGUCAGGAGUAUUAACCUGGCCUACCAGGCACGCCAUUAGUUCUUUAACUCAUCCAAAGAUGUACGAGUAUUUUCACACGUCGGCAGAGGGUUUUUUUUUCCUCCCUCUUAUAAGAGCAUCGCAUGUCGUGAUUAGAAACACGAAAGAGAUUAGGGAAAAGGUAAUGCUACCUUGGGUUCAAUGCGCCCUAACGAGAGAUUGUAUUUGCCCUAUAGGUGCCCAAUCUGCAGGUUGUCGAUUUAAUAAAAGACCACAAUACCGUUAUUCCGGCUGCCACGCGUAUGAUACAUCCGCAUUGAAUAUCGUUCUCGGAUUACAUUUCAAUUUUGAUGAUACCUGUUACACACACCAGGAACGAGAAACAUAUUUCAAUAAGAUACAAUCUGAAGAGAUUAUGGAAGAAUAUGCUAUUAUCGCAAGACAGAACAAUGUCACAGAAUCUAACUCUAAAAGCUUUGCAUCGACCGACCGUUGAUAUUUUCGAGCGAUCUCAGUUUAUUUUAGAUUAAUAAUUUAUAUUAUUCGCUGAUCGAGCACAAUUUUAUUAAAGAAUAUAGAAAAAAAAUUAGUUAUAAAACAAAGUACAGACUUUUUCAUAAAUUUUGUAGAUGACAAGUAUUAUCGUAUAAUUGGAAUGGCUUUCUUCUCUCUCUCUCUCUCUCUCUCUCUCUCUCUCUCUCUCUCUCUCUCACACGCACGCAUGCACACACACACACACCUACACACUACUGCCUUUUUUGAAUAGCUUUAAUGGAAAAAGAAAAACGCACGCACGCAAAUACACGACAACUAAAAAUCAUAAAGCAAUUGAUUACAGAGUAUCAGUGUUAGCCACUAUUUACAUUACUGCUAAUAUGGAGAAAGUUGUUGAGAAAGACAAGUUGUUCGCCUUCAGUAUUAAUUCUCUUUACAGAAUUAAUGAAAACGACUGUACAGUACUUACUUAAUUAUUAAUGUAUCGGCACGCGAUGAUCUGUGAAGUUAAUCUAUAAUAAAUGCAAAAUAGUCAUGAAUAUCGAUUAAGAUCGAAAAA
Molecule: messenger RNA, 2236 nt
Organism: Vespa mandarinia (Asian giant hornet)
Lineage: Eukaryota; Metazoa; Arthropoda; Insecta; Hymenoptera; Vespidae
Source: RefSeq, a predicted model, not a curated record